UGUCCUAGUGAAGAAAGAGACAGAGCUGGCCGAUGGAGAGGGGCAAAAUGGUACAGUCAAAAAGUGAGGUGUAAUAAUGGUGCGCAAAGGAGAAAGGCAGCGGCAUUCAAUGCAGAGAUGUUUGUGUUAACUGCCAGUAGUAAAUGAGGUAUUGAUUGGUCUGAAAAGGAUUGGCUUUUAUUUUGCUCUUUGGCCACCGCUACUGCAUCUUCAAAGAGAAAACAAAACACACAAACAGAAGGGGUGGUUGGUGAGGGAGCACUGACAGUAGGCCAGCAGUUGUUGAGAGUCUUCUCUGUUUCUCUUCAUUGUGCUUCUCUCUUGUGCGCUCUUGUAUUUCCUUCUUCAUUACUUAUCAUUUCUUGUUCCUUCUUGGGGAAUUUCAAAUUGGGGUAGUUUUGUUCUUCUUCCUCUUCUUAAAGAGAUGCCUUUGAAUCUGGGUUUCACAACUUUGGUGGGGUUGAGACUCGGGGUGUUGUGGAAUUUGAAUUUGAACCCUCAAAUUAUGGGCCCUUGAAGGAUAAUAUGCUAAAGCUAAUUCUUCUUUGAUCAAAGCCCAAGCUUUCUUUUAUUCUAACCUGGUAUAAAUUUUGUUUUCUUUUUUAUUCAUUCUCUUUUUUAUGGCCAUUUAUUCUUUGAUCUUACAAAAGCUCUGAGUCUUAGUUCAACAAUCUUUGUUUCUGAAUGUUUUGGGCAAUAAAGUAAAGGGCUCUGUACCUAGAUUACGAUUGUUUUCAAAAAGCUAAAGCUUGAUUCUGAAACAAAACAUAAACCCCUUUUGCUUUCCGCCCUAGUUUUAAACUUGUUUUGCUUUUAUUUACGGCUUCUUUGAAUUAAACGAGAAAAAAGUUUGGUUCUUGGUUGAGCUUGGGCUGGGUUUGGUUUCUGCAAAUUAGCUAGAUUUGAUACAGUGAGGGAAGAGGGGCAGCCAUUGAUGCAUUUUUCACUAUGGAAACCAAUAUCCUUCUGUGCAGCUUUAGUAGCGGACAGGAAAACCAAAAGGAGAAAUGGUUCUGGUUUGAAAGAGGACGUGAAGAGAAAGCCUUCUAUGCUCCGCCAAUUGCAAGAAAACAAACUCAGAGAAGCUCUUGAAGAAGCAUCUGAAGAUGGUUCUCUCGCUAAAUCCCAAGAUAUUGAUUCUGCGUCUUUGAACCAAGAAGGAAACAUGGGACGAUCAAGGUCACUGGCCAGGCUCCGUGCCCAAAAUGAAUUCUUGAAUGCCACCUCCCAUGUUGCAGACCGGACUUUUUGCUCUGAAGACUCCAUUCCAAACCUCCAAGAUGCCUUUUCUAAGUUCCUCACGGUGUACCCCAAGUUUCAAGCAACGGAGAAGAUUGACCAUCUGAGAGUGGAGGAGUAUGGGCAUUUAUCUGAAUCUUCUGCUAAGGUAUGUCUCGAUUACUGCGGGUUUGGGCUGUUCUCUUAUAAUCAAACUCAAGAGUAUUGGGAUACAUCAACAUUUACUUUGUCUGAAAUUACUGCCAAUUUGAGUAAUCAUGCUCUUUAUGGAGGCGCUGAGAGUGGCACUGUGGAACAUGACAUAAAGACUAGGAUUUUGGAUCAUUUAAACAUCCCUGCAAAUGAGUAUGGCCUUGUUUUUACUGUUAGUAGAGGGUCAGCAUUUAAAUUGCUUGCUGAAGCUUACCCUUUUCAAAGAAAUAAAAAACUGUUGACUAUGUUUGAUCAUGAGAGCCAGUCUGUGAUUUGGAUGGCUCAAUGUGCUAAAGAGAAAGGUGCUAAGGUUUACAAUGCUUGGUUUAAAUGGCCCUCAUUGAAACUUUGCUCUACGGAGCUGCGAAAACAAAUUUCAGACAAGAAAAGGAGGAAGAAAAGCCAUGCAAAUGGUCUUUUUGUGUUUCCUGUUCAGUCUAGAGUGACUGGGGCAAAGUAUUCUUACCAGUGGAUGGCCCUUGCUCAACAAAACAAUUGGCAUGUAUUGCUUGAUGCUGGGUCAUUAGGUCCCAAGGAUAUGGAUUCUCUUGGCUUGUCCUUAUUUAGGCCAGAGUUUAUUAUCACGUCAUUUUAUAGGUUAUUUGGAUAUGAUCCAACUGGUUUUGGAUGCCUUCUGAUCAAGAAAUCUGUGAUGGCAAGCUUGCAAAAUCAGUGUGGGCAUACCGGCUCUGGAAUGGUGAAGAUCCUCCCUAUUUAUCCACAGUACCUAGGUGACUCUAUAGAUGGGCUUGAUGUUUUAGCUGGACUUGAAGAUGAAACUGUUAAAGACAAUGAAGAAUCGUUGCCCGAGAGAAAUGGUGGAUCACAGAUGCCUGCCUUUUCUGGUGUUUUCUCUUCUAAUCAGGUCAGGGACGUUUUUGAGACUGAGAUGGAUCAUGAUAAUAUUUCAGAUAGGGAUGGAGCAAGCACCAUUUUUGAGGAAGCUGAGAACCUUUCAGUUGGUGAUCUCAUGAAGAGUCCAAUUUUCAGUGAGGAUGAAUCAUCAGACAAUUCAUACUGGAUUGAUUUGGGUCAGAGUCCAUUUGGGUCUGAUAAUUCUGGCCAACUGACCAGACAGAAAACAGACUCAAACUUACCGCCAUCAUGUUUUUCUGGGAAGAGAAACAAUAAGCGGCUGUCGCCAAAACUGAAUUCAAAAAUAACUAUGAGUCCAAUUUAUGGUGACACGAAAAUAAACAUGAGAUUGCACGAAGAUCCUGUGUUGUCUUUUGAUGCAGCUGUAUUGUCAGUGUCACAUGAGUCAGACCAAUUUAAGGAGAUCCCUGAAGAACAGCCUGCUGAAACGGACCCUGCUUCAGGAGAUGAUGGUAAAGAUUCCCACAACUUUGGGGAGAUUCAAGAAGAAUCUGGUAUCAGGGAUGAGUCAGAGCUGGCUAAUUCUAUGUUGAGUUCUAAUGUAAAUGGAUUCAAACUGAAGAAUGGUGUGCUUGAAAAUACCUUGGCCCCUGAAAUCAACCAAGAAAAGAAAGAGAGUGCUAUAAGGAGAGAGACUGAGGGUGAGUUUAGGCUGUUAGGAAGUAGGGAAGGGAGUAGGUUUGCCAAUGGUAGAUUUUUUGGUUUGGAAGAGGAAGAUCGAGUGGCAAGCAUGGGCCGCAAAGUAUCUUUUACUGUGGAAGACAAUUGCAAUGAAAAUCCGAGCCGCUUGGAGCCUGGAGAAAUAUCAUUGACUACCUUGAUUAAUGAGGAAUCUGGUACUGAUGAAGAGUAUGAUGAUGAACAAGAGUGCAGAAGAAAGGAGCCUGAGAUAAUUUGCCAGCAUCUUGAUCAUGUUAAUAUAUUGGGUCUAAACAAAACUACCCUUAGACUGCGUUACCUGAUCAAUUGGCUUGUUACCUCAUUGCUUCAACUUCGGCUACCUAGUUCAGAUGAAAGCAGGGGAUUGCAUCUUGUGCAAAUAUACGGCCCAAAGAUCAAAUAUGAAAGAGGUGCAGCUGUAGCCUUUAAUGUGCGAGACAGCAAGGGAAGAAGACUAAUUGACCCUGAAGUUGUUCAGCAGCUAGCUGAGAAGAGUGAUAUUUCUCUUGGCAUUGGUAUACUCAGUCAUGUACGAGUUGUGGACAAUGUGAAGCAGCAGUGCAGGGAACUCGAGCUUGAAAAUUCAGCCUUGUACCAGCCAAUGGCUAAUGGUUGCCAAGAUGGUAAAAACUUAUUUUUUCGAGUAAAAGUUAUUACAGCAUCACUUGGUUUCCUGACCAACUUUGAAGAUGUUUACAAGACAUGGGCUUUUGUGGCCAAGUUUCUUAAUCCAUCAUUUGUUGAAGGGAAUGAUUUAUCCACGGUAUCUGAAGGUCCAGAAACAUAGAUACGGGACGCUUGUACGGAGAUUUUGCUUUCAUUGAAGGAAAAAUUGUAAAACCUAAAAAGAUGGACCCUUCUGACACUCCUUGCAACUUCCCCCAAGAAGGCUUCUUGUGACUCAAAUUGAUCGGAGAUAUUCAAGCCAACCGGAAAGGAUGCAAAGGUAUGGUACUGGAUGUUUUGUUUCUUUUGCCCUUCCCUUGGAUCAAUUACUUGUGAGAAGAUGGAUUUUUUUCUUCAUUCUUGUUGAAAAUAUCUUUUUGGUGUAUUAAUCGUAUUCUAGCAUCAUGUAGAGUUUGGUUUAAAUUGGCAUGUCAGCUUCAGAUUUAAGUAUUUUGUAAUGCAAAAUAGAAUUGAAAAGGUUAUGAACACACAGAAGAGAGCUUCCGCUUUUGACAAAUGCAGUGAAGUUCAAAUCUUGCGCGUAUCCUUUGUUUUCUCCAUUGUUCUUUCCUCUCUUAUUAUAUAUCAGAUCGAUAAUCAUCUCCAAAACAAUCUGUUAUCAGGAAAAUUUCUAUUUUCUUUUCAUCAUCCAAGUUUUCAAGCACCAAUAAAAGAACCUUUUUGAAGCAGAAAUGGUGGCACCAGCUGGAGUUGUGCUA
Durio zibethinus is the source of this 4352-nucleotide messenger RNA. RefSeq lists its product as uncharacterized. Lineage: Eukaryota; Viridiplantae; Streptophyta; Magnoliopsida; Malvales; Malvaceae. The record is from RefSeq and is a predicted model, not a curated record.